Capsella rubella is the source of this 2422-nucleotide messenger RNA. RefSeq lists its product as uncharacterized. The coding region runs from base 273 to 2219 and encodes 648 amino acids. The record is from RefSeq and is a predicted model, not a curated record. The transcript has 5 exons. NCBI's taxonomy places the organism in Eukaryota, Viridiplantae, Streptophyta, Magnoliopsida, Brassicales, Brassicaceae.
CUCUCUCUCUCUCUCUCUCUCACCUUGCGUAUAUAAAAAAAAAAGGGGUUCGCAUAUAUUUGUUCUUCUUCAUCCUCGCCGCCGGCAUAUGGCCAAUUCGCCAACAACUUUGUUGCCAAAUCCUCCUCCAAAAUUGGUGGAUUUUUGUUGGUCACUUCUCGCUAGGGUUCCUCCAACCCCAACAUAAUUUAUUUAUAUUUAAGCCAAGGAGAGUUGUGAUCCGAAGAUUGGAUUCAUCCCAACGAUCUGCGGGGCGGGGCGGGGCGGGGACAAUGGGGAAAGGUUGGUUGAUGGUAGAAAAAGCGAGAAGAUGGUUAAGAACGCUCUUCUUCAUGGUUGCCAUGUUGGUUUCUCUUUUACUUUCGUCCUUGCAUAUUCUCGUAGCCAUCGGCGACGUCUUGGUUCCCACAUUUUUGCUUUCCAGUUUCACCUGUUUGACUUGCUACGGCUUUAAGGACCAUCUUUCUCGCUACGCUUUCAAGAGCUCUUUGACCGAUAUUCCUCUCGUCUCCCUCGUCAGAUCUUUCCUUGCCAUUUGUGUCUACUCUCUUUCUGAUGCUCCUGCGCUCUCUCACGGUCCUUACCUCGGAACUGUUUCCAUGUGUUCUGUCGUUUCAAUUAUUCUUCUCUCGGUUAAAGCUUGCGUCUUUACUGCUAAUUCUCAACUUAAUGCGGAAGCCUCCUCAUCUCCGUCACGGCAACGUCUCCAUCUCAACAAGUCUUGGGGGAUGCCCGUUUUGUUCCUUUCAUCUGUGGUCUUUUCUCUUGGCCAUAUGGUUGUCGCUUAUAGAACAAGUUGCAGAGCUAGAAGGAAACUCUUGUAUCACCGAGUUGACCCUGAAGCUGUUCUUUCUUGCAAAAGUGUCUUCUCUGGGGGUUACCAGAAAGUCCCACGUUCUCCCAUUCCUUUGGUAGGAAAGGCAUCAUCCAAGAUUGACGGACGAAAGCUGCCUCCUUCAACACCCCAUGACGAAGGAGAGCUCCCUGUCAGAUUGCUUGCUGAUCUUGACAGCUUAUUCAUUACAGUCAAAGGGCUCACUGUACAUUACAAGAUUUGCACCCCUGCUUCUCCUUCCCACUCUACCUCUUCAACUUUUUCUCUUGAAACCAAUUCUAUGCUCAAUGUACCAGAGGCAAUGGCUGGUCGGUUGAAGCUUGACAUGAAUAUAUUGAGUAUGGUCACGAGAAACAAGCUCAACCAUCACCAACAUAGGAGCUACAAUAGUUUGUUCAACAAUUCAACUUCCUUGCACGACCCUCUGCUCGAUGCUUCUACUACUUCUCCUCUUCUUUACAAAGAUAUUCCGGAAGAUGCCUGUCGAGAGGAUGACAUGAAUGUGUCUAGUUUUGGUGCCGCCGAGCUGCAAGAUGUGGAUGUAAGCGAUCAAUUCGGUGUUGUGUUGGUCCAUGGGUUUGGCGGAGGAGUGUUUUCUUGGAGACAUGUGAUGGGUUCUCUCGCCCAUCAGCUUGGCUGUGUUGUCACUGCAUUUGAUAGGCCUGGAUGGGGAUUAACAGCCAGAACUCAUAGAAAAGAUUUGGAAGACAGAGAGAUGCCAAAUCCUUACACUUUGGAGAAUCAGGUAGAUAUGCUUCUUGCUUUUUGCCAAGAAAUGGGAUUUACUUCCGUAGUCUUGGUUGGCCAUGAUGAUGGAGGUUUGCUUGCUCUCAAGGCCGCACAAAGAUUGCUAGAAUCAAAAGAUUCCAUGAAAGUUAAAGGAGUGAUUUUGCUUAAUGUAAGUUUGACUAGGGAAGUAGUUCCAGCUUUUGCAAGAAUACUUUUGCACACAUCACUAGGAAAGAAACACCUUGUUCGCCCGCUUUUACGCACUGAAAUAGCACAAGUGGUGAAUCGCCGAGCUUGGUAUGAUCCUGCUAAGAUGACAACAGACGUAUUAAGGCUAUACAAGGCACCACUUCAUGUGGAAGGCUGGGAUGAGGCACUUCACGAGAUAGGAAGACUCUCAUCCGAGAUGGUGCUUCCAACUCAAAAUGCAUUGUCACUUCUCAAGGCAGUGGAAAACUUACCAAUAUUAGUCGUUGCUGGAGCAGAAGACGCACUAGUUCCGCUCAAGUCCUCCCAAGUCAUGGCUUCAAAACUCGUAAACUCUAGGCUAGUAGCAAUCUCUGGAUGCGGGCAUCUGCCACAUGAGGAGUGUCCCAAGGCGCUUCUUGCUGCCAUGUCUCCAUUCAUUAGUAGACUUGUACUUAGAGAAGAGUGAGUGACUGAUUGAUCACUUUUUGUUGUCUUCUUAACUCACAAUCGAUUAGUGUUUGUGUUUUUUUUUGUCUGCCCUAACAGGAAAAAAGUUGGGGUGAUAUUUGUGUUUAUGAUGAUAAGCAGCAGAGUUAUUGUAAACUUCUCCGUCUUUAUUAUCUGAGUUUUAUUAUGGUUUGGAUUAUUCUAUUCAUAUUCCAAUUGAAA